AUGAACACGCAGAUGGUGAAGAAAGCGAUAAGCAGUGCUCGAACGCUGCGCAGUGUCUGCCCUUUGCAGACGUGUCGCCUCUUGCGCGAGGGACCAUUCCGCCGCAGCAGGCAAGGCAUCGCAACGGAGUCCCUCAUCAAAAACUCCUUCCUAACCAAGGAGUACUAUGACCAAAAGAAGAAAAAAAAAAUCGACCUGUUCGAUUUUGUUCCCCCAGAGAAUUUCGUGUCCUCGUAUUUUGAGAAGCUGGAUAAGUGCUACUCCAACCCACGGUCGAUACUGCGGCUGUACAAGGACUACAUAGAGAAGGAGGAUUACCCGAACUAUAACUGGCUAGUGAGAUGCUUCUGCCAAUUAGCCAACGUGUUCGGAUUUAACUCCUUGUGGAGUGUCAAGGAUAAGGAAGCUAUUCAUGAGCUCAAGUUAUUCAAAUUUUUGGUAUACGAUUUGAUCGAAAGGAAGGAAGCAAUCAAAGCGAGACAUUGUCCCAGACUCCUAUACGCAAUGUGCUGCCUAGACUACAGGUGUUAUUAUCUCCUUCCGACUAUAUUGGAACUCAUUGAAAUUGAUCUGAACAAAUUCCGAGUGCCAACGCUCUCUAUGAUGAGCUUCUGUCUAUCCUACCUAGGACUAAGAAACCAGGAUGUUCAAUUUGGCUCGUACGAUAAUCUUUCUCGAAGUUACAAUUUAAUAGAGAAGAUACUUAACAAGAUCUACGAAAGGAGGGAUGAAGCGAAAGGGGACAUGACUAAUUUCUGCUGGUCCUUGUUAGCCUACGUUCUCGUCAUAAACAACAUGUAUGAAUUUCCUCUUAAGGAUGAGAGUAGGGGGAAAAGUUGUACCACUUCUUUUUUUUUGCCAGAGAUUUUAAAAAAUGCAUGUGAAGGAUUAACUAGGGAAAAUAUAGCAGAAAGUGGAUGGAUUCAAUACUACCUUUAUAUGACCCUCUACUGCUGUGAUGUUGAGAAGCCGAGAAACGAACGGAUGAUAAAGGAGAGUGUCCCCUUUUUCAUUCAAGAAUAUUUACACCUCAAAUGGCUAGAUCAUAUAUUGAUAACUGCCCAGAAUCAGGGGUCAGAAAAGAUGCAACUCGAAAUGGAAAACAUUAUACAAAAGUUACAAUUAAAAAAUUUCUUCAUUAAUCUCUCUGUUGGCCGCAAAAUAGAUGAACAGCAUUGUUUUUUUGCUUCCCAUUUUUAUAAGCCUUUAAAUUUAUGCCUCGAAUAUGACUAUUUCCACCCCAUUGGUUUGAAUAGACCACUAGUGAGUGGCACCAUAUCUUUGAAAAAUCGGAUUUUUAAAAAGCUCAACUUUAACGUUGUUAAUAUUCAUAAGUGUUUUUGGGAUACACUGACAGAGGAACAGAAGGAAUCGCAACUCGUCCGCGUUUUGGAAGUGUUUCAAAGGGACGGCAGUGGGAAGAAGCAGCAACUGCAGCAGGGGGAGCUUUACCAGGAGAAGUACUUCGAUUCGGAUUUGUUACAUUUGAAGCAUAAGCGGGUCAAGUUUCGUAGUUGGCCGCCUGAGCACAUAACGGUGUAG
This is a messenger RNA of Plasmodium inui San Antonio 1, 1542 nucleotides long. RefSeq lists its product as hypothetical. The transcript has 2 exons. NCBI's taxonomy places the organism in Eukaryota, Apicomplexa, Aconoidasida, Haemosporida, Plasmodiidae. The record is from RefSeq and is a predicted model, not a curated record. Bases 1 to 1542 code for a protein of 513 amino acids.